AAAAGAGCGAUGAAAACAAUAGCUGGAAUUCCUAGCGUAUUAGGAGAGACUGGAAUGUAUUGCAUAUUUGGUCAAAUGGUUGUCAAUCAGAGCGAGAGACUGCGUCAAUCUGCCUACAGCUGCAGCUGGGUUGGCGCUGAAGCUCCUUUCAAACAAGCGCUCGUCAUAUUCGUGAUGAGAACAUUGCAACCUCUGGAGUUCUCAGUGGGCAAGUUAAUUAAGCUGUCCAGCGAGACGUUUUUAAAGAUUCUUAAUAGCUCAUACACUCUUAUCAAUCUUCUGUAUCAGUUCCAAGGACCAAAAGACUGAACUUCCAGAGAAGACCACAU
This is a messenger RNA of Schistocerca americana (American grasshopper), 329 nucleotides long. Its product is annotated as odorant receptor coreceptor-like. Bases 10 to 309 code for a protein of 99 amino acids. Lineage: Eukaryota; Metazoa; Arthropoda; Insecta; Orthoptera; Acrididae. The record is from RefSeq and is a predicted model, not a curated record. Gene Ontology annotation, molecular function: olfactory receptor activity; odorant binding. The transcript has 3 exons. Gene Ontology annotation, cellular component: plasma membrane. Gene Ontology annotation, biological process: sensory perception of smell; detection of chemical stimulus involved in sensory perception of smell.